Drosophila santomea is the source of this 322-nucleotide messenger RNA. RefSeq lists its product as uncharacterized. The transcript has a single exon. NCBI's taxonomy places the organism in Eukaryota, Metazoa, Arthropoda, Insecta, Diptera, Drosophilidae. The record is from RefSeq and is a predicted model, not a curated record. The coding region runs from base 87 to 224 and encodes 45 amino acids.
GCCGAGAGAUUCUAGAGAGAAACGCAGAGGAAAAGAGACCAUCCGCCAGCGAAUUGGCCCAGUAUCCAUUCGGCCGUGUUCCCAUAAUGUCCGCCAGCGGUCGUCGCUUCUGUCGCAGCCGUUGCCAAAGUUGUCAUUGUCAUCCGUACCAGCAAACGCAGCAGCAAAAGCAGCAGCAGCAGCAGCAACAUCAAGCAGCAGCAGCAGCAACUGGCAUCAACUAGCAGCCACUUCGCAGCAGCAACAUCUAUAGGAGAAGCGGAACAGCAGCAACAGCAACAGCAGCAGCUUAAAAAUACAUUUUUCACAAUGAAGCAAACGA